AUGAUAUAUUCUUUCUUUUCGAUCAUUUUUUUUUUUCGUUUGUAUAUCAUCUAAGUAUAUAAUAUAUUUUACAGCAUUUUUAUGUUUCCUUUAUCUGUGCUCCUUUAAUCCAGAUAAUACUUGUUUCUUCGAAACAUUUCUGUUUUCGAAAUCUUUUCUUAUAUCGAACAGAUUCAUUUUUAAAAAUGACAAAGUUUGCUUAAAAAUAUGAUUCCGUUGUAAUUAUUAUAGAUAUUUUUAGUUCUUUUAUUUCUUUUUUUUUUCUUUUUUUUGUAAGAAAGAUCAGUAUCUAUCAGGUAUCUGAAAAAGAGAGAAUGUGAAAUAUACAUAAGCAUGGUUCGCGUCAUUCCUUGCUUCGGAACCCGUUACUUUCUCGUUCCUCUUCGCAUCGAGGGACUCAAUCCUGCCCCUCACACCCCUUCUUCAUUCUCGUUCCAGUUGAAACUCGCAACUCGUGCGAGGGAAAAGUGGAUUCCAAAAUACUCUGGAAUUUUUAUUAUAAAAUCUAUUGGUCGAAUCGAACGAUCCAACAUUCAUCGAAUUUUCUUUUACAUUUCUCGAAAACUCUCGAAAACUAUCGAUCAGUAUCGAUUAUUGCCUCGCGUAAAAAUGUUAUUACGAUUCCGUUGCUUGAUAUGAAAUGUCAACACGUAUGCACGAACUUCCUGUGCUCGAACGGUAUCAAACGAAAGCCGUUUGAGACAAUAAUGAUUACCAUUCGAAUUUGAACUUAAUUCCCGAAGAUUCUGAAGUAACAUAUUGGAAGAAUGCUGAGCUUUGAAAUUUACGAUCUAAUCGAAUCGUUCCCUUAUUAUUUAGUCAUAUCAGAAUUUUUUGAUUCAUGCAGAAAAUAUUGGUUUCUCUAAAAAAAUUGUUGUCACCUUUAAAAUCUAUGGGUUAUCUCGGAACUUUUGAUCCUCUUUAAAUUUAGCCGAUAAACAAAAUAUUGUGAAGAUAUCAAUAUUGUUAUAUUAUCUGGAAAGAUAAAUACUAAUCUCUGAUAGUAAAAUUAGAAAAAUUCAAGUAGAAAAAUGGGAUUCUUUAAAUAUAUAUAUAUAUAUAUAUAUAUUUCAAUUAAAAUCAUAUUGUCCUUAUGAAGACUUGUUCGUCUUAGAAACGAUGUCGUCUAAAACGAUCAAGAUGUUGAUCACGAUCCUUGUACCGGUAGGUGACGAUGACAAUUAUUUUCUCUUUUAGUACGGUACUUCGAGCUAGAUAAUAAUCCCAACUUUGUUUUAUCAUAAAAUGUAUUUAUCUAUUUCGUUAUCCAUCAAUAAACAAAUUUAUUUAUUGAAUGUAUCAUUAUAUAUGAGAUAUUUUUAAAAGUAGAACGUUAUAUCAUCGAUCGAAGGGUCAAUAAGCCAGCCAAUAAGAAUAUGUUACGAACGUGACCGAUUUAUCAAAGUAACUUCUGUUGUUUCGUGCCGUUAUAUUCACGAUCGAAUGAUGAUGGAUCGUUUUUAGGUCACCUAAGAAUAUUAUCGUUGCCUUCGUUUAAACUUGCAAUUUAAUAUCUCCAAGAGUACAUUCGAGAAGUAUAUCAUUUUGCACAAAGGAUUAGAUUCUAUCCUUUCUCUCUCUUUCUCUCCUUCUUUUUUCUUUUUUUUUUUUGUAAUAUUAUUUCUUUCUUUCUAAACGCUAGUAAUAUCAAUAAAGGAAUGAAAGUAAAAUAUAACCCUUUUGUUAUCAUAUUUGUAUUUACUAAUCGAGCGGAUCAUUGUCCUUUCGUUUACAUUGAUCGCGAUAAGAACAUCUGUGUCACUGACCUAUUCGAUAUUAAAUAUCGUAAAUAUUAAUCGACACUUGUAUAUUCGAUUAAUUUUUUCUGCAAGAAACAAAUAAAAAGACAGCCGGAAUUUUUUACAAGUUUAGAGAUUAACAAUUGAAUAAUUAUCUGUAUUACGUUCAAUACAUAUUUUUAGAUUCUUCAGAUUCAUCGUAUGGAUCGAUGUUCAAAAAAAAAAAAAAACGAUGACUAAUAUGAGAGAAAGAAAGAAAUUUAUCGAAAUUCGGUAGAAAAAUAAAAUUUCUUUUUAAUGACAUUACAUUAAAAGAGCAGUAGUCGUAAAUGAUUGUAAAUUGCAUUCUAUGCGAUCAUAAAUAAUACACGAGUCUAAUAAUCUCUUUGAUAUUUCUUGAAAUUCCAUUGGGAAGCUACAGAAGGUAACGUUACUUCGAGAGUACCGAGAGUUACUUGUGCUUGCUACUUUCGUCCUUGUGAAAUAUACGACGCACGAUGAUUUUAAUCGCGCACUUUGCACGUUAAAUAUCGUCGCUCGUGUUUAUGCCAUAAACGCAUUAUGUUAAAGGUAUCAUUAUCGCAUCGUGCGGAGUGUACAUUGUAACGAGUAAAAAUAUCUUUGGGCUGGUUUGCAUCUUGUCUGUCCUACGAAGACCACUUAUUGAUAAGAAAAAAGAGGAUAGAAAAGAAUUCAGUAGCAUUGACGCGAUACAUAAAUGUAACAAAAUAACACCGAUAUCACCGAUAUAAGCUAAUCACCUAUUUAAUAAAUAUACGUAAAUAGAUCGUAGUAAUAAUAAUAAUAAUAAUAAUAAUAAUUUGAUAAUGACUGACUUUUCCAGUAAUGGACCUUAUUUACAAAAUGUGACAAACGUUAAUAAUAAUGAUUUUGAUAAUGAUUAGCCUCGGUAGAUUUGUAAUGUAAAAAAAAUGAAUUAAAUGUCUAUAGAUAAUAAUAUGAUAUCGAUCGAACAUGUCCAAAGACGAUGUUUCAAGUACGAAGAACUUGCGACAGAGAGUAAGAGAGAGAGAGAAAGAGACAGAGAAAGAGAGAGAGAGAAGGAGCAGAAAGAAGGUUGUAGAAAAAAGAGAAAGAGAGAGGAAGAGAUUAGAAGUGGAUUCAAGCUGGGCAAUGCGCGAUAAGCAGUGCAAAUUUGUUGUCGUAGCGCACGUCGUUUAAAGCUAAGUGAAAAAUUUACGUGCUAAAAUAUUAGCAAAGAACGCAACGCGUUUUCCUUGGUAUCUCAUCGCACGGUGCAAACAUUUCUAAGGCUCUGACAGGUACUGUAUGUGACUCGAUGGUGCCAGCGAACUUCGUUUACACAGUCUCGAGUUAAAUACAAGUAUAAAGGGACAAGUGAGCCUGAGUUGCAGGCCAUUUUGUUAAAAUCACGAUGGAGAACAGUCGAGCACUCGUACUUGUUUCUUUAAUCUUCGUUAUAUUUUCGAGUAUCAUUUGGAACGAGUCAUAUACGGUAAAAGCCGAUUCUGAGGCUACUACCACCGAAGAAAAUACAUCGGAAGAACAAAAGUUAAUUCUCGAUUGUCAACAUCCUAAUUACAGGACAUAUAUUAAGUGUCUUAAGUAUCCGAGUUUUAAAGGGAACAAAGUGAAGAGGCAUCAUCAUGAAAUAUCACCGGAAAUGGAUCAUCAUUGCAUGGAGAUAUGUGUUAAGUCCUGCGAAGCUAUUUCAAGUCAUGAAUGCAAUCAAAAGUGUUCUCAUUGUAUAAGAAGAGCGAAACAUAAACAUCAGAUCAUUACGGAGUACGAGACCGAGUGUAUAGAUGGAGAUUGUAAAGGUAGUGAGAAGCCUGCCGUGGGUACGACAAAUAUUACAACGAAUAUUGAAUUAAACAAUGUCAUCAACACUGGUACAGAGCGUCCAAAUGGUGGAGCGACUCCACCAAGUCAAGACAAUUGUAAUUGCACUAACUGUAAAGGAUGUUCGUCAAACUGUUGUCCUCCUGGAGGUAUUAAUGGAGGGAAUAUUGGUGGAGGUCAUGGUGGAGGUUAUGGUGGAGGUUAUGGUGGAGGUUUCGGUGGAGGUUUCCAAUUAAGUUUGGUACCACAAUUAAGUCUGGGAUUAGGCUUGAGUCCCUCUUUUGGUUGUGUUCCUCCUUAUCAUUGGUUUUGUUAUCAGCCAUCGCCUUAUCAUUACCCUCAUGAAAAGGAUUGCUCUGUAUGCUAUAAUCCAGUAUUACGAUACAAAUGUGACGUAUCUUGUCAGAUGCAGCUUGGAAAUAGUUUUCCAUAUACUCCACGGAUGAAAAGAGAUGAACAACUUUGUAAAAGUCCACAUUGUAUCGGAGGAACUUAGUUUGUUUCGAUGAUUAAAUAAUCACUUAGCAGUAGAAUGAAUCACUAUACUGUCAUACUAUCUGGAUAGAAAUAGAAGAAAUCUAUUUAAUGUUGUGGAAAAAAAAGAGGUAUAGGUCGCAAGCUAUAGUUUCUACAUAUUACGAUUUAUAUAGUAAUAUAAGAUCAUUGUCGAGCGUUAUAUAAAUUAUUUAUAUUCUAAAUUAUGUAAUAAAAAAGAAAAGAGAACGUUAUGAAGAAUA
Vespula vulgaris is the source of this 4300-nucleotide messenger RNA. RefSeq lists its product as uncharacterized. NCBI's taxonomy places the organism in Eukaryota, Metazoa, Arthropoda, Insecta, Hymenoptera, Vespidae. The record is from RefSeq and is a predicted model, not a curated record. The transcript has 4 exons. The coding region runs from base 3136 to 4059 and encodes 307 amino acids.